Molecule: messenger RNA, 1262 nt
Organism: Dichomitus squalens LYAD-421 SS1
Lineage: Eukaryota; Fungi; Basidiomycota; Agaricomycetes; Polyporales; Polyporaceae
Product: PLC-like phosphodiesterase
Exons: 10
Coding region: 1-1161 (386 amino acids)
Biological process (GO): lipid metabolic process
Molecular function (GO): phosphoric diester hydrolase activity
Source: RefSeq, a predicted model, not a curated record
AUGUUCGCCCCCUUUGCCUUUCUGGCCAACGUCGCGAGCGAGGCGCUGCUCCUCGUUGCGUCGGCCGCCCCCGUCGCCCCAACGCAGAUACCCCUCGACGCCGCUCGCAGCACGGCGCAGGGCUACAGCCGCUUUUAUGACGUCCAGGCCCACCGAGGAGGUCGAGGAAAUACGGUAGAGAACACGCUGCCUAGCUUCGCGUGGGGCCUCAUUGACGGCGCGUCGACGCUCGAGCUCGACAACGGCAUCACGAAGGACGGGUACGUCGUCGUCUGGCACGACGAGGAGAUCACCCCCGCAAAGUGCAAGGAUACCCAGCCGGCGUUUCCCGGCGAUCCCGACUUCCCUUACGUGGGCAAGUACAUCGCGAACCUGACGCUCGCGCAGCUCCGCACGAUCGACUGUGGCUCGAAGCGCCAGUAUGGCUACCCGAUGCAGUUGACUUUCCCGGGCACGCGGAUAUCCACGAUGCAGGAGGUCUUCGACUUCGUCCAGUGCGCGGAUCCCGCGCAUCAGGUCCUCUGGAACAUCGAGUCCAAGAUCGAUGCGCGGUACCCGAACCGGACGUUGGGGGUAGACGACUUCGUGGCCAGGCAGUACGAGCUGUUCAGCAGGAGCCCGUACAAGCGUUCCAUCACGUACCAAAGCUUCGACUGGCGCACGCUUGUUGCCAUGAAGGAGCUCGACCCUUCCAUCCCCACCUCUGCUCUCAUCGAGGAUGAGACCGCGUUCAACCCGGACAACAGCACCAGCCCGUGGCUCGCCGGCCUGCGUCUCGAUUCGUUCCCGGGGCCGUCGAUCUUCCGACAAGUCGCACAAGCCGCGCACAGCAUCCGGGCAGACGUCCUGUCGCCUGCUGCUUCGGCAUCCGAGACCCCUGUGCCUGACCCCGAGAUGGAGGGAUAUGUGCCGUUCACGACGAGGGAGAUGAUCGAUCACGCUCAGCGGCUCGGUCUCAAGGUCAAGCCGUGGACAGUCAACAGGCUGAACAUCGUCGAGCAACUCCUGGACUGGAACGCGGAUGGUAUCAUUACGGACUACCCCAAUCACGUUCGCCGCUUGGCGAAGCACAGAGGUCUCCCUGUCGCACCCAAGUACCCGAAGCAGCGUGUGUUGUCAUGUCUAGAGGAGCAUCUCGCGAAGCAGCUGCUCCACGUUUGAUGCGGAGAAUGUUCGACUCGUAUAUCAUGAUGAGUUUAGGAAGCUGCGAAGGACACUAGACUACUGUACUUGUAGUAGUUCAGAUCUUACAUAGAAUAGAC